Messenger RNA from Notodromas monacha, 2762 nucleotides. The record is from the annotation of a GenBank genome assembly. NCBI's taxonomy places the organism in Eukaryota, Metazoa, Arthropoda, Ostracoda, Podocopida, Cyprididae.
GUUCCCGCAGGUGCAAAAUUACCUCAGUAACGUGCAGCUGUGAUACGAAGGACAUCUUCUGGUGCCAGCAUGUCGUCGCCCUGGCCCUUUACAGGAUCAGGAACGCGGAACGCGUCACGCUGCGCGUGCCCAUAUCUGAGACGCUGUUGCAAAUGGACAGAGACCAGUUGCAGAAGUUGGUGCAGUACCUGAUUGCGGAGCAUCACACGGAAGUGCUGCCUACGGCGCAGAAGCUGGCCGACGAGAUCCUGCGCCACGAGUCCGAGAUAAACCGUAUUCAAGGUGCCCCGGAUCCGACUGCGGGAUCAUCAGCAGAAGCGGAACAUUCGUGGCAUUUGGACGAAGAACAAGUGUGCGAGCAAGUCCGAUCCUACUUGUCUCAAGGCAGCUACUACUCGGCUAAUCGGCAACUUCAGGCAAUGUUCUCAAAGGUGAGAGAAAUGCUUCGAGCUCGUGACUCAAACGGCGCUCGGAUGCUGACUCUCAUCACUGAGCAAUUCCUGGACGAUCCUCGCCUUUUGCUCUGGAAGUCGCAAGGCACCUCAAUGACCGACAAAUUCCGCCUGUUAUGGGAUCAACUCGGAACCCUCUGGGUCUGUGUCGUCCUCAACCCCAAGUGCGAAACCCAGGAGAAGCAAAUGUGGCGCAAACUUCUGGAUCGUUGGGCCCGGGUUCAGGUCUGCCCGCUGGAGGAUCCCGACCACCGACCGCCGCCGGCGUCUCAGUCAGGAUCCCAGCAAAACGGCGGCGGGAACGGAGCACCCGGCGCCAGUGGAGCCGCCUCUCAACGUCCGCCGCAACUGAGGUUGAGCUCAUUCGGAUUACGGGUGUCGGAUACGAGUGAUGCCGAAGAGGACGAGGACGACGAAGAGGAAGAACGAGACGGAUCCGGAAGUAAUAAUUCCGCGUCUUCGGAUGAAGAGGAGCAUGAAGAACGCUUGUCGUACUUGAGAGGGAAGCGGAAGACGCGUCAGACGACUGCAGAAGAGCGGAAGCGGAAACGGCGUCGAAGAGUGCGGCGUCGCGGCCACGGUAGCGAUGGAACUUUGACGAAACAUGUCCCUCGCACCGUCUUCCAUCGGGCAUUGGACGCCGUCAGGCUCGAUUGGGGAGACGCGCAUUUGCGGAGCAUCUUGUCGUCCACCUCCAUGGACGACAGUCCAGCAACCCGAGAUUCAGAAGGAGCUUCCUCAUCCAACUGGUACAACAUCCAUGGCCAGCCCAUCUGGUCCUCUGAAGACGUGCCGACAGCCGCGGCACGAGUGGACGCCUUGCGAGCCCACGGGUACACCCGUGAAGCCCUCCGGCUCGCCGUUGCCGUGGUUCGUUCUAUGAAGUCGCAAGGCACCUCAAUGACCGACAAAUUCCGCCUGUUAUGGGAUCAACUCGGAACCCUCUGGGUCUGUGUCGUCCUCAACCCCAAGUGCGAAACCCAGGAGAAGCAAAUGUGGCGCAAACUUCUGGAUCGUUGGGCCCGGGUUCAGGUCUGCCCGCUGGAGGAUCCCGACCACCGACCGCCGCCGGCGUCUCAGUCAGGAUCCCAGCAAAACGGCGGCGGGAACGGAGCACCCGGCGCCAGUGGAGCCGCCUCUCAACGUCCGCCGCAACUGAGGUUGAGCUCAUUCGGAUUACGGGUGUCGGAUACGAGUGAUGCCGAAGAGGACGAGGACGACGAAGAGGAAGAACGAGACGGAUCCGGAAGUAAUAAUUCCGCGUCUUCGGAUGAAGAGGAGCAUGAAGAACGCUUGUCGUACUUGAGAGGGAAGCGGAAGACGCGUCAGACGACUGCAGAAGAGCGGAAGCGGAAACGGCGUCGAAGAGUGCGGCGUCGCGGCCACGGUAGCGAUGGAACUUUGACGAAACAUGUCCCUCGCACCGUCUUCCAUCGGGCAUUGGACGCCGUCAGGCUCGAUUGGGGAGACGCACAUUUGCGGAGCAUCUUGUCGUCCACCUCCAUGGACGACAGUCCAGCUACCCGAGAUUCAGAAGGAGCUUCCUCAUCCAACUGGUACAACAUCCAUGGCCAGCCCAUCUGGUCCUCCGAAGACGUGCCGACAGCCGCGGCACGAGUGGACGCCUUGCGAGCCCACGGGUACACCCGUGAAGCCCUCCGGCUCGCCGUUGCCGUGGUUCGUUCUAUGAAGGCCAAACAAGCAGCCAACGCGAAGAAGUGGGCUCGAAUCCAUCACCACUCGGACUCUCGUCGUCGGGACUCGAGCCAUUCCUCGCAUCGCUACUCUUCCAGUUCUUCGUCCUCGUCCACCAACUCAUCUUCUCACUGCUACCCGCGCAACUAUUCCUGUUCCCGGCGACAACAUCAUCAAGCGGCAGCGGCGGCGGAUGGUUGGCACGGCAGCUACCCAUUCUCCAACGCAUUGCCGCCGUCACUGAGCAUGUUAGGUCACGUUGGCGGUUAUGCCCCGCCUGGUUACCCGUCUGGCACGGCGCCGUCGUCGGCAUCGUCACCGUCGUCGAGAGGUUAUGGCUACGGACCGCACGAUUUUGCUCCGUCGAACGGAGUCGGCACGGGCUAUCGCACUUCGGGCAAUGAUUUCUAUCGCCAGUGCUAUCAGCAAUUCUAUGGGCAGUUCCAGGAGGAAGGUUGGAUAGGGCAUCCCAUGGACCCGAUUGGGUGUUACAAGCUGUGCGACCGCCUUCGCAGCCAACAUGGUCUCCUGGUUCGUGCACGCUGCACGAAACGCGGUCCGCCACCGCCACUAGAGAGCCCAAGAAACCCAUGCCCGCUGCUCCUUCUGUUGUGA